Messenger RNA from Gossypium raimondii (Peruvian cotton), 4026 nucleotides. RefSeq lists its product as uncharacterized. The transcript is spliced from 6 exons. NCBI's taxonomy places the organism in Eukaryota, Viridiplantae, Streptophyta, Magnoliopsida, Malvales, Malvaceae. The record is from RefSeq and is a predicted model, not a curated record. The coding region runs from base 1262 to 3340 and encodes 692 amino acids.
UUUGCGUGGUUUAGGAUUCGAGGGUUUGUCAAAUGAAUUAUGGAGGUUGGAAAAUCUGAAGAUAUUGGAUUUAACUGAUUGUACAUUUCGCUCCAGAUUUCCCCCUAACGUCAUUCAAAGGUUAUCAAAGCUAGAGGAGCUAUAUCUAAAAGGUUCAAACAUUUGUGAGACAAUUGUUGAUAUACUUGUCCAGAUAAAUUUCUUAUCUAGGUUGACUGCAUUAUCCUUGAGGUUAUCAUUAGAUCAUUUUACGGGUGACGUUGUGUUUCCUAAAUUGGAAAGAUAUGAUAUAUCCGUAGUGGAUCCUUAUAAACUUAAAUGUGAUCUUUUUUCCAUUACGGAAAAAUCAUGGAAAAUUAAGGGACCGAUUCUUUUUAAUGUAGUUUCUCUCUUGCCAGAGAAUUUAGAGUCUUUUGAAGUGUCAGAUAACAUAGAUAAGUUUCUGGAAUGCUUGAUUGAUAAAAGUUUGAGGCUCUCAAAUUUGAAGCUGCUAUAUUUGCAUUAUUUGUCUAACUUGAGUUGUAUUGGGGAAUUGCCAACCCAACAUGUAAGGCUUAAAGGUUUAGUUGAUUUGAGGAUAACAAAUUGUCCAAGUUUGAAAUCACUCUUCCCACUUUCUCUUGCUCAAAGUUUGGUGCUCUUAGAAAUCCUUGAGAUAUCUAACUGUCCUAGAUUGAAGCAAAUAGUUACAGAAAUGGAAGGUGAUGAAAAAAUAUCGUCAAGCAUCAAUUCUCAUAAUUCUUUGUGUUUCCCAAAUUUAAGGGAACUCUACAUAGGAAACUGUUGUGGUCUGGUGUAUAUUUUUCCAACUUUGAUGGCACCGCAAGGGCUUCCACUACUAGAAACUCUUGCUAUUCAUCGUUGCCCUCAAUUAAAACAAGUGGUCAGACCUAAAGAAGGAAGGGUGGAAAAUGAUGUUGUGCUCCAACAACUGCAGUUUUCGAAACCUUUGAUGCAGUUUUCAGUGUCGGCUUGCCCUUUGUUAACUGAUUCAUUUGUUCAUUUAGACGUUGAGAAGGCUUGCUUCAAGGAGGUUCGAUUAUCAACAUUCAAGGAAUCAUUCAGCAGUGCAAAACACCUUGAAGUACACUAUGCAAUUGAGGAUCAUAAUCUGGUUCCAGAUGCAAAGGGAGACUGACUAAAUGGAUUAACGUCCCUUCAACUCAGGGAUUGCAAGGAUCUUGAAUGCUUGGUUGAUAUCACAACAGGGAAUGGGCCAAUUUUUGUAUUCACUAAUUUAAAGAGAUUAAGUAUAGAAGAUAUGUUUGGUUUCGAAACCUUAUGCAAAGGUCACCACCCUCCACAAGGUUUCCUCCAAAGUCUUAAGGUUGUAAACAUAAAAGGGUGCAGAAAAUUAGAAAUACUCUUCUCACCUUCGGUUACUCAAGGCCUAGUGUUUUUAGAAGAACUCACGAUAGAAUUCUGUCGUGAAUUGAGAACCCUUUUCUCGGUAAUGGCAAAUGAUGGUGGAAUAAGAUCAAACAGCUGUUUUCCUCCUUUCUGCUUGCCGAAACUGAAAACUCUUUACAUCCGUUUGUGUUCAAAGCUAGAAUAUGUUCUGCCAAUCACUUUGGCUCAAGGUCUUCCGGCUCUUGCAUCGAUUUCGGUCUUUGGUUGUGAUGAAUUAAAGCAUGUAUUCAGCAUGCCAAAAGAACAAGAUGGAGUUGAACAUCAUGGUAUCAUGCUCCUUCCUAGUCUACAAUAUCUACGACUUUCAGGGUUAGAAAACUUGACUAGUUUUGUCCCAGAAAACUUUUUUGUCAAGGCACCAGCUUUGAAAAGCUUAGAAGCUUACGAGUGUCCUAAAGUGAUGAACUUCCACAUUCAACAAGUUAACAAGCAACUGACAUUAAAGGGGAAUGGAUUAUACGUAUUCAAGGAAUUGUCAUGCAAUACAAAUCUCAUUCCAGAUGUACAUUCAAGACAUCCAGAUGGAUUAACGUCCCUUGACAUUUACCAUUGGUGGGGUGGUGAAUGCCUGGUUGAUAAAUCACAAGCAAAGAUGGGUAUCUUACAAAACCUUAAAGAUUUGAGAGUUAGUUACUCUGGUAUGUCUGAAGUAUUCCGAAUUGAUGAAGGCCUUUAUAAUAGAGAAGAAAAUCAAGCACCACAACUACUUUUAAAUUUGGAGCAGUUGCAGUUAAAGCGUUUACCGUAUUUGAGAUGGAUAGUUCAAGGCCCCACCCAUUGUGUCAAUCUCCAAAGCCUAAAGGUUUUAGAAAUAACCCAUUGCAACAAAUUGACAUCUAUCUUCUCAAUAUCCGUCGUUCAAACCCUAAGGUCGUUGGAAGAACUCAAGAUACAUGAUUGUGAUAAACUAAAAAGUGUUCUGAUGGAGUUGGAAACUGACACUGAACCGAACAAACUUUGCUUGCCAAACUUGAAAACCGUGGAGAUAGUAAAAUGCCCAAGUCUAGAAUAUGUCUUCCCACUUGCUUUGACUCAAGGUUUUCCUUGUCUACAAAAGGUACAACUUGUUAAAUUAAGAAACGUGAGAGGUUUUGUUGCUGGAAAUAAUUUUGUCCAAGCACCAGCUUUGGAAAUUUUAAUUAUCAAGGAAUUAUGUUCAGCAUUUACGAAUUUUGUCUUUCAAAAAGAAGUUAACAAGUGUGAUCCAUUAAAGGAGUUGACCUUCUGUACGAAAAGUAUAGAUGGUGAAGAUGUCGAGCCAUGCAAUAUGGUAAACACUCGGUUGAGACAAAGAUCAACAAAUUUCGAAUAUAUGACCCUAGGCAACUUUGAACAACUGUUUCAGCUUCAAGGUGCAUAUUUCAUAUCAAAUCUAGAGAAAAUGCAGCUUUCUAAUAUGAUUUGGCUACGAGAUAUUUGGAAAGGUCCCAUCCAUUUUGAAACCAAUCUUAGAGAACUAGCAGUUUAUGACUCCAAUUGUUUGACAUACAUCUUUCCAGCGACUUUCAUUCCACAUUUUCCACAUUUAAGUAUUCUGAAAAUAAAGGCGUGUGAGAAUUUGAAGCAAAUAAUUGCCAAUGAUGACAUUUCGACAUCAUCGUCACAAGGUCCUCAGUUGGAGAAGAAAAUGGUAUUUCCUCAUGUAAAGCAAAUAAUACUUGAAAAUUUGCCAAGGCUCGAGAACUUCGGUCUUGCAGGUUAUCAUAUGGAAUUCCCAUGUUUGGAUUUGCUUGAUGUUAAGCAAUGUUUCAAGAUAAUCACAAGUUUCACUGUGGAUUAUUUAACAUUGACUGUGCAUGCUAAAUCUGAUGAGGCAUCCCAGCUAGAUGAUUUUAAUCCCUCACCAGAAGUUAUAUUCUGGGAAAAGCGUAGACCCACCUUACUACCUCAAUAUGUAGAAGAAGCUGAAAAAGUUUCACCAUUGAAGUGAAAAGCAUUGCAUAAGCAUACUUGAGCCUAAAUCUCACCUCUAUUAGAGUUAAUUAACCAGGUGAAAGAUUAGAUUGAAGUUCUCGUUCGCAGUAGCGAUCUUGACACAUCUCAUCACUUCAUGAAGACUUGGAAGAAAAGGGAUAUGAAAUAAAUUUCAUGGUAUAGAGUAUGACAUGUACAUGAAUGAAUUAAUGAAGAAAGAAAGAAAGUGCCUAGUUGUUCUAAUAUUGAGUUUAAUGUGUUUCGAAAGGUAAAUAUGAGGUAUUACGUAGUUUAUGAGCUUUGACUAUUGUUUUGAAUGAUCAUGGACAAUUUUGGUAUGGUUUAGAUGUGUUUGAAAAUAGAAUUUCAGGUCCUCUGUCCUAGGUCUCGAGACAUACUAAAUGUGUCUCGAGACACAAUAACUUCAAAGCUAAAAAAGCUACAGUAUCAGGGUCAUGUCUCGAGACAUUGGAUUUUAUCUCAAUACAUAAGCUCAUUUGUUUUGAGACAUACAUUCAUUUGUCUUGAAACAGGACAACUUUGAAGCUAAAGUUCUACAGUAACAUGACAUUGUCUCGAGACAUAUAAACUUGGGUUAAAACAGACUUGAAACGAGUUUGGAAUGGAAUUAAACUUUAUUGUUAGUCUAAAUAUGCUCUAAAAAGUGUAAUGUGAUCUUGAUAAAGGUCUAAAUUAUAAGUA